Molecule: messenger RNA, 1758 nt
Organism: Leishmania braziliensis MHOM/BR/75/M2904
Lineage: Eukaryota; Euglenozoa; Kinetoplastea; Trypanosomatida; Trypanosomatidae
Exons: 1
Coding region: 1-1758 (585 amino acids)
Source: RefSeq, a predicted model, not a curated record
AUGCGCACAUGUGAGCGGCUCGCACUGCCGGUGGGUAUCGUCACCACCACCCUUCUUCUCCUCUCCACCCUAGGCUCCAUGGCGGCCGCUGGCCCUGUGACGACCAACCCGGUGCAGCCGCUGCUCGACAUUCCAUUCUUCGCCACCGGCACCGCCCUGAGUGGGGGCAGCAAGCUGUUCAUCUCCUCCGAUGCGACCUGCACGAAGAGCCUCACGACUACGUGCUCCGUGAAGAGCGAGGUAAGCGGCAGCAGCUUCGGCAAUGGCACCUGCAUCUUCACAGUGGGCAGUGCGGCGCUUGAAGUGAAGCUGACUUCCCCCCGGACCUCUGUGCCAGUGGCCUACUGGUGCGUCGGGAGCCCCGGCUCCGCAAAGGAGGUGGCCACGCUGCAGAUGCACAAGAUGGAGGUCACGCCCGAGUACGUCUUCAACAGCGAAGAAUCUGUGCUCACCUUCGGCAGCGCAGUGCCGGUGGGGACAACGGUGGGGUUUUACGCUGACGACCUCUGCAGGUUCUUGCAUGCAGGAGGCGGUCCCUUUAUGAUAGCCAAAGAGCGCACUGUGAAGUUGACGACGAAACUUUCCUCUUCUUCACUUUUUAUCUGCGCCUCUACCUUCACUGUGAACGGAUCCAGCACACGAGUCACCCUGGUCAAUACAGUGCUGCUGGCAAACCCCUACACGGUGAAUCCCGCCACGGGUGUGCGCCACCAAACCAUAGCCGUCUCGAGUUCAACGCAGCCCUAUGCGCAGUUCUACCUCUCCACCAGGGCACACUGCGCGGACCCCCGCCCAGUAUUCCAAAGCUCUAUUGCCGGCCAAAUGAUCAUGAAAGUCGACGUACCCCGUGGUGAGUACCUCUUCUGCGGCUCACUCCUUGCGUCGGAGAAUGGGGUGUAUAUCCCCGCCACCAAUACGUUUACCGUCUUGGAGUACGAUGUGGUGCCGCGCACGCUGUACAUCGGCAAGGUGACCGAUAUGUCCUUUGCCCUCGACGCUGUCCCGGUGCAGACUGCGCUCGAAGCAGUCCUCUCCACGUCCGAGGACUGCACUGCCGCCAGUAGCUGGCAGAACACGUGGGGUAACCCAAUGCAGUGGAGCGCGAAGCUGCUGGGUGUCCACUACGCCUGCGUGCGCAGAAAGGACAACACGGCCGCCGUCGGCUACGCGAGUGUCAUCAUCGCGACGGAUCCGCCCACCACCAUUUUUGCUCCCGCCACCCCGGUGCGCGGCGUGUCGCUGCGCGUCACACUCACGCACGUCAACGCGACUAAAGCCUUCUUUAUAGUCGGUCUGUUCGCCUCGCCGGACUGCAAAACGCUGCUCGUGAGAGGCACCGCCAGCCCGGCCACUAGCGCCAGCGCCAGUCUUGCCGUGCCGCUCACCGCCCCAGACAGCCUGCACUACUGCGUGUCGAACCCGCUGAACAGCGAUCCAGCCAUGCAAGAAGAAGUCGUGCGCUACCACAAGCUGGAGACACUUGCGCCACAACCGUUCGCCCUGCAGUACGCGCCGCUGCGUCGUGGUGCGCGCCGGCGACCAUCACGCUGGACAGCACGGUGCACCUCGCGAAGGGCACGACGGUGGCGCUGGUGCGCGCAGACGCCAGCAAACCGCCGUGCGAAGCCACCGACAUGCCGAUACUUGACGUCGCCGGCGCUGCGUUCGUGCUUGGCCCCAUCACGUUCCCCGAGGCCGGCACUUGGGACGUGUGCGUACGCGAGCCCGGCGCAGACUACCUCGCCGUGCAACGUGUGA